Emiliania huxleyi CCMP1516 is the source of this 798-nucleotide messenger RNA. RefSeq lists its product as hypothetical. The transcript has a single exon. Bases 1 to 798 code for a protein of 265 amino acids. The record is from RefSeq and is a predicted model, not a curated record. NCBI's taxonomy places the organism in Eukaryota, Haptophyta, Isochrysidales, Noelaerhabdaceae. Gene Ontology annotation, molecular function: DNA binding.
AUGUUGGCCGCCGUCUUCCCUGCGAUCUUUUCACUAGCAGUCGUAGUUCCACACGCCCCGGCUCGCGGACUCGCACCGCAAGCAGUCGUCGAGGCGCAGCUGACGGCGCUCCAGCGUGGCGACGUCAGGUGCUGCUUCUCUUUCGCAUCGCCCAACAACCGGAGAGCCACUGGGCCGUGGACCAAGUUCGAGCGGAUGGUGAAGCAGACGCCGGCGUACGCUCCUCUGGUCGGGUGUACGAGCUUUGAGAUCUUGUCGGUGCUGUCGGUGUCGCCGCGGAAGUGGCGGUGUCGCGUGCGCGUGCGGCCGGCCGGCAGCAGCAGUGCACCAUUUGCGGUGGCGGACCCGUUUGUCGACUACAGCUGGGAGCUCUCUCAACAGGGCGAACAAGCCGCCACCUUCAGCAUCGGUCAGGCGCUGCGACACCGAAAGUAUGAGUAUCGAGGUGUCAUCGUUGGCUACGACCUGGAGUGCACACAGAGUGAGGAGUGGAUGCAAAUGAUGAACGUCGAAGGGCUCACGCGCGGGCGCAUGCAGCCCUUUUACAAUGUGCUCGUCGAUGAGCGCGACCGCCCUGGCGCGCAGAUGUCAUACGUGGCAGAGGAAAACAUCGUUCCCGAUUCGCCGGUGAGCGAGCGGCUGCAGCACCCAGCGGCCGCGGAGCUCCUCCUGUCCUUGGACAAAGAGACGGGCACGUACACCGUGCGCGACGAGCUGGCGGCGCAGUACCACGCUGAAUCGGUCGCCGGGUGCUGGCUUGUCGACGGUGUCAUUCCGGACAGGCCCGCGGUCGAGUGA